Notolabrus celidotus (New Zealand spotty) is the source of this 1291-nucleotide messenger RNA. It is a transcript of the gene vma21, whose product is annotated as vacuolar ATPase assembly factor VMA21. Gene Ontology annotation, biological process: vacuolar proton-transporting V-type ATPase complex assembly. The transcript is spliced from 3 exons. The record is from RefSeq and is a predicted model, not a curated record. The coding region runs from base 125 to 436 and encodes 103 amino acids. Lineage: Eukaryota; Metazoa; Chordata; Actinopteri; Labriformes; Labridae. Gene Ontology annotation, cellular component: endoplasmic reticulum membrane.
AGCUCGUCAUGUGACAGUCCCAUGAUCCAAUGCGGAAGUUAGGAUUUCAGCAGCGACAACACAGACACGUUACCUAUUAACCUCCUCAGUUUUUAUCUUUAUCUCGUCUCAUAUAAGCCCAGCAAUGGACGGCUCUGCAAAAGCAUCUUUAGACUCCAACGCAGGACCGCCAGCUUAUUACAGAGGGAAUGAGAGCUCCCUGGUUUCAGCCCUCAAGACACUGCUGUUCUUCACCAUCCUGAUGGUCACCCUGCCAAUCGGACUUUACUUCGCAACGAAGGCCUACGUAUUUGAGGGUUCAAUGAAGAUGUCGAGCUCUGACAGCUACUUCUAUGCAGCCAUCGUUGCAGUGUUGGCUGUGCACGUGGUUUUGGCCUUGUUUGUGUAUGUGGCCUGGAACGAAGGCACGCCUAAAGGGAAGGGCAAACACGACUAAGGCUCGUCCUCGUCAGCUCGUGAGACCUGAGAUGGACAGACAGACAUGGGCACAGAUCCACAGCCCCCUCACCACCCUCCACCUUGGGCUCCAGCAGCAAAAAUCGCUACCAUCUACCAACCAGACAGCUAGGAGACCUGAUAUGUGCUUAAGCUUUAACCCAGGGUUAAAGCAAGAUGUACUUUGUUAUUCCCUGGAAUGGGGGAGUGGAGGAUGCUGUGUUUGAUUUUUCACCAGCAUCCGCAGACCUGGUUUUGUCCUCUGAAAAUAUUACCGUUGCAAACAGAGGAUGGCCCCUAUUUUUAAGAGGCUUUGUUAUAAGAUGGCGUUAGACCCAGUGCUUUAAGUCCUUUUGUCAUAAAGAGUUUGAAAUGAGGGAAAACAUCUUGAGUUUAGGAUGAUGUGUGCGUGUAAACACACUGUAUGUGCUGUGAUGUGUAUUUAUGAAUGAUUUGAUUCCAAAAUGCUCAACACCCACUCUGUGAAGGUUAGUCUAUUCUGUCCUUAGAUUUCAGUUCUCAAAUAGUCCGUCAUCUGCUCAACCUGUAGCUCUAUUUUGGAUUCAAAUCUUGUCCUUUAAAAUAAUCUGAUCCUCAGUUUGUCCUCGUAAACUUUUGUUUUAUGUUUCUGUUUAAUGUGUUUUGUGAACUGAACCUGAGUGUUGUUUUGGAACUUGAAUUAGGAACUUAUCACAAAAGUAAAUAGUGUUUAAAAGAAUGUUUUGUAAAACAGAUGCUUGAGGAUGUAGGAUGAGUUGAUUUGAGGAUGUAGAUGUGUUGUGAAGUCAGUGUGUUGCAGAGAAGAAUGAUGACCUGUUAAAGUUGCAAAAUAAAGUUGCAAUAUUGUAACUUUCAA